AUGGAUGCCCGCUGCGAAGAGAUCGCUCGAGUCAGCUACACCAACUUCGGCCUCAGCCUGUUCAUCCUCGUCGGCAUCCUCGUCUCCUACCUACCACAACACAUCCGCAUUAUUCGCCUGCGCUCCUCGUUUGGCCUGUCGCCAUAUUUCGUCCUCCUCGGCGCGACGAGCGGAACAUGUGCCUUUGCAAAUAUUCUGGUCUUGCCUAGGAGCCGCGCCGACAUAGCCUGCUGUCGCGUCGUCGACCAGUUUGCUUGUCUGGCUGGUCUGCUGGGGAUUGCGCAGGUCGGGGUCCAAUGGAGUUGUUUCACCGUCAUUCUCCUCCUGUUCCUCAUCUUCUUUCCUCGACCUAAUACCCCAGCCGAGAUCGAGGCCGAGACCGAAUCUAGCCCUGAUACGGACUCCCUCAAAGUAGGCGAACUCGGCCCGUCGUACCGCACCGCAUUACUGGUGACGGGUGUCGCGGUUCUGCACGCCGCGAUCAUCGCCAUCCUCAGCUUCUACUUCGUUUACGCACGCCCGAGCCAUGCACAGGGCUGGGCGAAUUUCCUCGGCAUCUUCUCCACCGUUCUCGCGUCCAUCCAAUAUUUCCCUCAGAUCUAUACAACCUAUAUGCUGAAGAGAGUGGGCAGUCUGAGUAUUCCCAUGAUGUGUAUCCAGACGCCAGGCAGUUUUGUCUGGGCAGCCAGCCUGGCCGCCCGGUUGGGCAGCGAAGGCUGGAGCGCAUGGGGCGUCUACGUUGUCACGGGUUGUUUGCAGGGCACGCUGCUGGUGAUGGGGAGUUACUUUGAGAUCAUGCAUCACAAAAGAGAGAGGAAGGAGUUACAAGCAAGAAUGGCGCACUCCAACGGCAGUAUGGAGAGUCAGACCGAGGCCGAUCCUGAUCCGCCUCCGUAUGUGUCUGAAGAGACUCCUUUGUUGUUGAGGUCCGAAGAUUGA
Molecule: messenger RNA, 939 nt
Organism: Capronia epimyces CBS 606.96
Lineage: Eukaryota; Fungi; Ascomycota; Eurotiomycetes; Chaetothyriales; Herpotrichiellaceae
Exons: 3
Coding region: 1-939 (312 amino acids)
Source: RefSeq, a predicted model, not a curated record